Messenger RNA from Hippocampus zosterae (dwarf seahorse), 1360 nucleotides. Its product is annotated as cell surface glycoprotein 1-like. Bases 207 to 1157 code for a protein of 316 amino acids. The transcript has 13 exons. The record is from RefSeq and is a predicted model, not a curated record. NCBI's taxonomy places the organism in Eukaryota, Metazoa, Chordata, Actinopteri, Syngnathiformes, Syngnathidae.
ACACUCUAUGGUUGCUAUAAUGUUGAUUUUCAUGAUUUCAGUCAUGCCCUCAUACUUCCCAGUUACUGUAGAAUACUUUUUAGAAUAUUUCUGAUACUGUAAUGUUGCUGAAAAACCUGAGUGUGAUCAGGGGAAAUGACUUUUGUCUGGACCUAACACUGGAGAGCCUGUGUUCGAAUGUCCCGUAAUGGCACCGUAAUGGUGUUAUGUUGCAGACACCAAGUGACGGGAUCUUGACUGAACCUUCUGGAGACCAAGAAGGGAGUGAGAGAUCCACUUCAUCCUUACAACAGACACCAAGUGACCUGACUGAACCCUCUGGAGACCAUGAAUGGAAUGAGAGAUCCACUUCAUUCUUACAACAGACACCGAGUGACCUGACUGAACCCUCUGGAGACCAUGAAUGGAAUGAUAGAUACACUUCAUCCUUACAACAGACACCGAGUGACCUGACUGAACCCUCUGGAGACCAUGAAUGGAAUGAUAGAUACACUUCAUCCUUACAACAGACACCAAGGGACCUGACUGAACCCUCUGGAGACCAUGAAUGGAGUGAGAGAUCCACUUCAUCCUUUCAACAGACAUCAAGUGACAGGUACCUGACUGAACCCUCUGGAAACCAAGAAUGGAGUGAGAGAUCCACUUCAUCCUUACAACAGACACCAAGUGACCUGACUGAACCCUCUGGAGAACAAGAAUGGAGUGAGAGAUCCACUUCAUCCUUACAACAGACACCAAGUGACCUGACUGAACCCUCUGGAGACCAUGAAUGGAAUGAUAGAUACACUUCAUCCUUACAACAGACACCAAGUGUUCCGAUCCUGAUGAAACCUUUUGAAGAUCAAGAAAGGAGUGGAAGAUCCACUUCUUCCUUACAACAGACACCAAGUGACCUGACUGAACCCUCUGGAGACCAUGAAUGGAAUGAGAGAUCCACUUCAUUCUUACAACAGACACCGAGUGACCUGACUGAACCCUCUGGAGACCAUGAAUGGAAUGAUAGAUACACUUCAUCCUUACAACAGACACCAAGUGUUCCGAUCCUGAUGAAACCUUUUGAAGAUCAAGAAAGGAGUGGAAGAUCCACUUCUUCCUUACAACAGACACCAAGUGACCUGACUGAACCCUCUGGAGACCAUGAAUGGAAUGAGAGAUAAAUUCUCAAAAUUCUCAAAUUUUCAAAAUUCUCAUUAUUUCCUGGAAUAUCUUAUUUUGAUUAUUUUAUUUUUCCAUUUUUAAUAAAUAAUGCCUUCUUUUACAGGUGGGAAUAAGAGACGCACGUGGACAGAUUAUGAAGUGAAGGCUGUUGAGCGACAUAUGUUUGAUUUCAUAACAAGCCAUAAAGUUUCAGGUAAAACGA